AUGGUAGCAAGUAUCAGGGACUUGUCAUAUGAAGAGAGACUGGAAAGAAUACAUCUAGCAAUGUUGAAAAAGAGGAGAGAAAGGGGAGACUUGAUUGCAAUAUAUAAAGCAUAUGAGGGAGUAGAGGAGAUGGACUGGAGCAACUUAAUGGUCUGGGAUACAUGGGACACUAGAGGACAUGGAAAGAAGCUGAAGAGGAGUGCUUGUAGAAGAGACAUCAAAAAGUAUAGUUUCCCAUAUAGAAGUAUAGAUGUACGGAACAGUCUGGAUGAGGAGAUAGUAAAUGCAGAAAGUAUACAUCAAUUCAGGGCUAAGUUGGAUAUUAAAAGAUAUGGAGAUGGGACAGCACAAGCAUAG
Molecule: messenger RNA, 357 nt
Organism: Scylla paramamosain (green mud crab)
Lineage: Eukaryota; Metazoa; Arthropoda; Malacostraca; Decapoda; Portunidae
Exons: 1
Coding region: 1-357 (118 amino acids)
Source: RefSeq, a predicted model, not a curated record